AUGUCAGCGGAACCCGUCUCAAAAGCGACUCUAUCAGCUGAAGAAGCUCGACAUUCACGAAGUCAGCAGUGGGUCUCUAUUCUAUGGAAGGAUAUCAGGGUUAGUACCAAGAAAGGUCGUCUAAUACUAAGCGGUGUCAGUGGAAUUGCACUACCAGGCGAGGUGAUAGCCAUCAUGGGAGCCAGCGCAGCAGGGAAAACAACGUUACUGAACACUCUGUUACACCGCAAUCUCCAAGGCCUUACCGUAGAGGGAGACGUUCUGGUUAACGGGCAAAAAAUUGGAAGUGCUGUAACAAGCGUGUCGGCUUAUGUGCAACAAGAAGAUCUUUUUGUCGGGACUCUUACAGUACGAGAACAUUUGAUGAUUAUGGCCAUGUUAAAACUCCCUUCAUCCUUCUCAAGUUCUAUGAGAGCAGCAAGAGUUGAGCAGGUAAUGAAGGACAUGUUACUUGAGGGAGCACAAUCUUCCCGCAUUGGCGUUCCGGGCAUCAUAAAAGGCAUAUCAGGUGGUGAGAUGAAAAGACUAGCGUUCGCCUCUAAGAUGCUUAGCAACCCACCUUUGUUGUUUUGUGAUGAGCCGACAACUGGUCUGGAUUCACACAUGGCCCAAGUGGUUGUGAAGAGGCUCGAAUCGUUGUCUGAGAGAGGCAAGACAAUAUUGUGCACGAUAAACCAACCGUCUUCGGAACUCUUUGAGUUAUUUCACAAAGUAGUUUUCUUGGCACAGGGACGCGUAGCCUUCCAUGGAACUCCGGACGAAGCGGUCACAUUCUUUGCUAAAUGUGGAAGUGUUCUUCCGGAUCACACUAACCCAGCUGAUCACUUCAUAGACGCUCUUGCAAUAUGGCCAGAUAAUGCAGAAGAAUGCAGGGCAAAAACGAACGAAAUUUGUAACGAGUUCGUUCUAUCACCAUAUGCAGAUCGUAUAGAGGCCCAAAUAACUGCUGCCAGUAAGAGAAGGACUCUGAGGCCCCACCAAGGCCCACACUUUCUGCGGCUUGUUUCGGGACUUUUUCUUCGACAUAUCAAAGAUAAUAUUCGCAACAAGUCAGUGAUGAGAGCGAAAUUUGUGCAGAAGAUCUUUAUGGCGCUGUUUCUGGGUUCACUAUAUUUCCAGACACAGGCAGACCAGGACGGGGUGACCAAUUUGAAAGGAAUUUUGUUCUUCUUCUGUUCUGAGCUCACAUAUCCAACUAUUUAUGGUAUACAAACAUAUAUGCCCGGCGAAUUUCCGCUAGUUGUUAGAGAAUACCAUGACGGAUGUUACCCUGUACUGGCCUACUACAUAGCUAAGGUGCUCUCUUAUAUGCCAAUCUUUUCUCUUGAUGGAAUGAUCUUACUAACAGUUGCUUACUGGAUGAUAGGACUCGCAGCUACUAGCGGUCGAUUCAUCCGAACGCUCAUCACCGGAGCUCUCGUUGAAGCCAUGGUGGCGAGCUUAGGAAUUGCCGUAUGCUCGAUUUCACCCUCGUAUGCCGUUGCAGUCACAAUAACGGGACCACUUUUGACUAUUUAUUCAAUGACCGGAGGACUUUUCACUAAUGUGGCCAUGAUUCCUGAAUGGAUACGAUGGGUACAGUAUCUGUCAUGGUUUCGAUUUGGAUACGAAUCAUUUAUCAUAAAUGAGUGGACCUAUGAAAAAUACAAUAACAUUACUUGCAAAGUUGCAGGUGACAGGGUAGCUGAGUCAUGCGAACGUAGUGGAAGCGAGGUUAUUGAGAAUCUUAAUUUCCACCCUUCUAACAUUUAUUUUAACUGGUGGUGCAUGCUUAUUUACACUUUGGCCAACUAUUGCAUCGGAUACAUCGCAUUGAUAGCACGAGCUGCGAGUGACCACGCACCUCACGGAGGCGCAGAUCGAGACGCGACACGGCUUUGCGGCGCGUUUCAUUUUCAACUCGGGAGCUCAGUCGACGUUUUGUUCUUUCCGUACCGUAAGCGAGUUAUCCAGGCCUUCAAACCGGUCGUGUACGUAAAGAAAUCUGCGGUCGUAAAAGCCAUGGAAGUGCGAUCGGCUUCUAAUCCAACCUCUACUAGUGGUUCACCCAUAACAAAUGCAGGCGACGAAAUACAAGAGAAUCUGGUGAAGCCUGACAUGAGCGGCGCCCCUUCUUCAGCUCGGCCUUUGAGUGCUCCAACACCUAUUCGCAUAAUGUCAACGAUCAACCACUCUCGAGAAGCUCCACAACCUCACCGUCUUCCGCCCGGUAUUCGAGUUGUUCGUGGAUCAUCCUCCACAUCCACAGUUGCUGGAGUUCGUUCCCCUACCCAUCAUGUUCGCACAGUGUUGGGAACCGGUGCGUCCCAUCCUGGACGUAUGGUAAGCUCUGGCUCAACAUCUCCAGGAAGCAUUCGAUCCACUCCAAUAAGGACAGUGGUUGGUGCGGGACAAGGCAUGCGGGUAAUGCAGCAAGGAGGUCGCACUUUGAUAGCUGUCCCAAGUGGUUCUCGUCUAGCUGCUACAUUAUCAUCUGUCGCAGCUCGAGCUGCACCUGUAGAGCUCACCACGACCGCUAACAACGUUCCAGCUUUAUCCGUUAUAGAUGUGAAUCGACCGAAGUCCGGCGAAAAAUUAACUUGUGAAGGGGAAGUCUCGGAGGAAUCUAUGAAUACCGACAUACAAAACAAUUCUGUAGAGAUCCAUUGUGAAGAUGUGGAACCUACAGAUGUAGUUGAAGAUUCUGAAUGCAUCGCUGGAGUGGAUGAAUCUGAGGCAUCAAGCUCUCGGCAGGAAGAGCGAUCUCUGAUGCUUUCUGAGUCGACUCCUGGUUCGGAGCAGAAGGUUAGUGGAGUUUUAUCAGGCAGUGGAAUGGUUACGCGAAGGAUGGCGCGUGAAACUAACAACUGCACAACUCCAUCAGUUGGCCCUAACCAACCUGUGGACGCAAUGGACAUUGCAUCGUGCUCUAGGAUGGAUCUUCCAAUGCCCCAUUCACGACGUCGAGCUGCGAAAAGGCCAAAAUACUCGCUUUCAACGGGUGAACUGGUUCGAGCGCAGUAUAUUCUUCCUCCCGAUCAGUUACCACGCCGAGUAAACGUACCUCGUGAAGAGAAUCCAUUGAGCAUAACGGAGCAAGCCCGACUGUCUCGAAGACCAAUUGUUGUUCAUUCGUCUGGUGUCGAAUUCCCCAUUCCCAUGUCUCUUGAAGCACAUCCGAUGAAACUUGAUGACAUAGCACCUGAAAAUCCACGCGAAGACAUAUUACGAGAUGAUGACGGCGUGCCUUAUUGCUUUCUCUGUCAUUCUGUUCUGAAAACGUGGCAAGGCUACGAGUAUCAUAUUAUGGCUGUACAUCUGAAGUACCGUCCAUACCGAUGUAUGUAUUGCAUGAAGGAAUAUUUCUAUACUGAAGAGGAAGGCCUGAGUCACGUGCGAUCUCAACAUCAUGGAAAAACUGUAACGUUACUGCGCGAAUAUCACGACGAUAAGGAAAAACAACUUGAAGAUGCAUUCUGCGCUCUGUUUAUGGCUGUUCGCGAAGGGCCAAAUUUCACGGCGGAGAGAGCAGCGGCUAUUGAAAAGGCGGCAUAUAUGCAUCUUCAAAAAUUCAAAAGAAUGCGGAUGAAAGUCCCCGAAUUCGCAACACGGGCGAAGGUCAUGCGAGACUUCGCCUCACAAACUUUCGCUACGAUGUCCUCUCCACAAUCAUUGAUUCCGUCAAUGAAGUACAUGUCGCAACCUCGACAUCAUUAUGAGCACCUGCAACACCACCUGGAACCGCUUCAACAUCCACAGAUUUCUAUACCGAUGAAAGUUAUGGAAGUGGAUCAUCCUGAAGGCCAGCAAAGAUUCGUUCGAAUGAGUAAUGGGGAAUUGGCUGAACUGAACGAUCGUUAUGUCAUAGAGGGAGAAGAAGAAGACCCUGUGGGAGAGUAUAUUGAAGUGGACUAUGUGGAUGAAAUAAUCGAAGAGGAGGUCGAACCUGUGAGGGUUGAUCAGGAAGAAGUGGACCAUUUAUCGCAUACUGAUACUCGGCAUGAAAUCGAACAUGAAUACUAG
Messenger RNA from Necator americanus (New World hookworm), 4002 nucleotides. RefSeq lists its product as uncharacterized. The coding region runs from base 1 to 4002 and encodes 1333 amino acids. The record is from RefSeq and is a predicted model, not a curated record. Gene Ontology annotation, molecular function: ATP hydrolysis activity; ABC-type transporter activity; ATP binding. The transcript is spliced from 29 exons. Lineage: Eukaryota; Metazoa; Nematoda; Chromadorea; Rhabditida; Ancylostomatidae. Gene Ontology annotation, biological process: transmembrane transport. Gene Ontology annotation, cellular component: plasma membrane.